This is a messenger RNA of Prunus armeniaca (apricot), 531 nucleotides long. Lineage: Eukaryota; Viridiplantae; Streptophyta; Magnoliopsida; Rosales; Rosaceae. The record is from the annotation of a GenBank genome assembly.
AUGGCAGGGGAAGAUGAGGACUUGCCCAGAGAUGCGAAGAUUGUGAAAACGCUGUUAAAAUCAAUGGGUGUGGAGGAAUAUGAGCCUCGUGUUAUUCACCAAUUCUUGGAGCUGUGGUAUCGAUAUGUGGUCGAUGUGCUCACUGAUGCACAGGUCUACUCAGAACAUGCUGGUAAGCCUGCAAUUGAUUGUGACGAUGUCAAGCUUGCUAUACAGUCCAAGGUUAAUUUCAGCUUCUCACAGCCCCCUCCAAGAGAGGUGCUACUGGAGUUGGCUAGAAACAGGAACAAAAUCCCAUUACCAAAAUCAAUUGCAGGGCCUGGUGUGGCAUUGCCACCUGAACAGGACACAUUGAUCAGCCCAAACUAUCAACUGGCAAUCCCAAAGAAACAAUCUGCUCAAGCAGUGGAAGAAAUGGAGGAAGAUGAAGAACCUGCUGAACCCAAUCCGCCCCAGGAACAGAAGCCCUCUGAUCUGCCUCAGGGUACUCCCCAAAGGGUAUCCUUUCCCCUUGCUAAACGCACCAAGUGA